Exophiala dermatitidis NIH/UT8656 is the source of this 1467-nucleotide messenger RNA. RefSeq lists its product as uncharacterized. Gene Ontology annotation, cellular component: cytosol. Gene Ontology annotation, biological process: cellular response to L-arginine; regulation of intracellular signal transduction. The transcript is spliced from 2 exons. The record is from RefSeq and is a predicted model, not a curated record. Bases 1 to 1467 code for a protein of 488 amino acids. NCBI's taxonomy places the organism in Eukaryota, Fungi, Ascomycota, Eurotiomycetes, Chaetothyriales, Herpotrichiellaceae.
AUGGCCGACUCGAUGAACUUGAUCACGGCACAGAUCUCGUUCCUUGAACCACAUCUGGCCCUUAUCCACGUUCCCAUCGAGUUGUAUUCUCUGUUUCUGCAACCGAUACUGCGCCUCCUGUUCGGUGAAGAUCAUGACGAGGAUGCCGGUAGGGUAUCCUGGACCAGUAGGCAUGAUUUCCUCAAUGUCUCAAUCACGCCCGUCGAGUGUUCAAUCAUGUGCUCGAGAGUACUGGCCGAUCGGUUUGUGGUCCCUGUUGCGGAAGCCCUCAACAGGUUAUAUGCGACUAGUGGAGCAAGGAACGACAAUGACAGCAGCUCCAAAGAGGCCAACGGGAGCCACCGCAAGACCCAGAUUCACAUCAGCACCGAAGACUACAUCGCAAUUCAGGUGGACGGACAAGGGUUGGAUGCCGGUCAGAGAGUGCUGGAACUGACCUCGCCAUUGGCUAUGGCAGGAAUAAGCAUCUUCUUCAUCACGACCUAUUUUUCAGAUUAUAUCCUGGUGCCCUUCCGGCAACGCAGGACCGUCACCAAAGCCCUACAACAACGAGGGUUCGUUUUCUCGCAUACUGCCGACGCGUUUGUGUCACAGCUGUCCCCGUCGUCACCGGCUUCGCCAGAUGGUGGUAGUGGUGGUAGUGGUAGUGGGCGGCAUCGGACCUGGCCCUCGCCCUUUCACGAGACAAUUACCUCUACGUCGACACCGGCCACUCCGCCGGCAAAGGAUAUUCCCGAGCUGCAGAUGCGGACGUUUACAAAGUUGAAGCGAAACAAUGUCACACCACUUGUCGAUGGGGCGGUCCGGUUGGCCAGUUGUGCGGGCAGUCGCGAGUAUAGCUUGGAAAGCGAGGACAGACUGAAGAACGAUUUGUUGCAGGUCUUGUUGGCCACGGCGGCGGUGCCGUUGCGGGCGAAGCAAAUCGCUACAGGGACUACUACUGCUGCUGCUGAUACUAACGGCGACAACAAUGCUCAUGUUGAGUCGGCAGUCCCGGACACGGAGGAGUCGAUUUCGGAUUAUCGAGACUCAGAAACGGACUUUGGGGCACGAUUCCUCUCACUCACGAUCACCUCGGGCGAACCCAUUUCUUUGUUGAUUGAACACCGACUCCUUGACCGUCUAGGCGCGUCUUUGCUGGGGGCCAAGUCCGUCGACGACGCCUUGGUGCCCAUCACGCUCGAUCUGCGCGACCUGCCGCUCGAAGCUACGGGAAUCGUAUGUGGUGUGGCAGGGAGACUUGCGCAGGGUGAUAGUACUGGCCUGGACGGGGAUCUGCACGAAAAAGAAUUGAGUCCGGGUUCGGGUUCGGGUUCGAGUCGUACAGAUGAUGGCGAGGUCGAGUCAAUCGACAUAUCGUUUCUCAGCACGGCAAGGGCAGGAACCGUGAUCGUGCGGGCCAGUCAGUUGCAAAGAGCUCUUAAUGCGUUGGAGGUGGGCAUGAAGUUGGUCGGAAGGGAUUUGUAG